This is a messenger RNA of Necator americanus (New World hookworm), 3276 nucleotides long. RefSeq lists its product as uncharacterized. The coding region runs from base 1 to 3276 and encodes 1091 amino acids. Gene Ontology annotation, cellular component: endoplasmic reticulum. The transcript has 28 exons. Gene Ontology annotation, biological process: negative regulation of phosphorylation. Gene Ontology annotation, molecular function: protein phosphatase 2A binding. NCBI's taxonomy places the organism in Eukaryota, Metazoa, Nematoda, Chromadorea, Rhabditida, Ancylostomatidae. The record is from RefSeq and is a predicted model, not a curated record.
AUGCCAGCAACCGAAAAACGUGUAAAACACGAGGAGCCGCAAUCUCAUGAUGUUAUCACCAUCAUUAGCGAUGUCAAUCCGAAUCUAAAAUUGGUUUAUUUGGACGAAUACACUCUACGAAAGUGUUUGGAUAGGCAUUCAGACGAAAGUGUCGAGGCUCUUCCUCGCAUUCUGCAGAGCCUGUGCGACCUUCUCACCUAUCGAUGUAACAACUCUAUGAGACGUAGUAUCAUGUUGGAGUUCUUUCGAUCUAUGGCUAUACAUGGUGUUCCGUUUCGCUACGUCAUAGAAUCACGUGCCAGCAAGUUUCUUGCAAGGGAGGAGUACAACGAAAAAUAUCCACCAACAAUGAAUAUGAUAGAAUUUUUUCGGGAUUUAUCAAGUCUAGAGUAUGGAUUACGCGAGAAUAUUUGGGUGUUCCACAGCAUUCAAAUGGGUUCGCCAACACCUUACUCAACGUCAUCUCUUGUCCAAAGGAGUUCUUCUCUUCAAGCACUAAGGCAUCAGCUGUGCAUGGCCACUUGGAAACUAAAUUACAGAGCUGUUGUUGCUCAGCUAGCAAACUCCGAAAUUCUUCGGAUGACAUCCGAAACGAUUGAAAGAUCUGAAAAAGGAUGGAGAGAACUUACUUAUCAGGUCCAGAAACUGAUCUAUUUUGAUAGCCCAAUCACAUUCUUCAUGGCCCUACAGUGUGUAUUGACUGUGACACAUGAUGCAUCCUUCAACUUAGGGGGUAGGCUGGUCAUGUUAGCAACAAUGCAAUCAAUGAUCUAUACUACAACUGCUGCAAGAAACACUAUCUUGAUGCAACUGUGCGAAGUGCUCAUUGCGGUGAUGCUCUGUGGUGACUUGGCCGAAAUGUCUGCCAUCAUGGGACUUGAACAUGGGGUACAUCGUUAUAACAAAGGAUACGAUAAUGUGGUCGUAUGGAAUGCAUACAAACUUAUGACCGAAUAUUACGAAUGGAGAGGAAGGUCAGGGUUUGGUGGUAUGAUACUUAGUACGGCUAAGUCUCUUUUUGAAGUCGCUGAAAGCAUGCCUGCACACGGUAUAUUGUUUCUGGAAACUGCGUGUCGUAUUUGGGCCAGCAGUGGAAGAUGCGAAGACAAAAUAGCAGAAGCAGUUUCAAGGGUUCUCCAGAAGUGUCCACAGCUACUUGACCGGAUUGUUGAGCUUCUAAAAGCGAUAGGUUUGAACCACGAAGUUGAGAUUGUAAUCGAGGAGGUUUGCGAGGAAGGCAGCACUCUACACCCAAGCGACAAAGCAUGGGUGGGCUGGUGCCAACCGCGAAUUGAACGCCCGGAGAGAUAUGGGAACAGAACGAAUGUGCUGACGAGAUGUGUUGACGUUCUCUUCCGAUUUCUCGACCAUGGCUCAAAUCGUGGUAAUGGUAGAGCGUUGCAAAGGUACGACUGGUGGCCUCGUUUCCACACAGUUCCCCUCCCUGCAGAGGCGGAAUCUCGGCGAGCUGAGCUGUUGGCAGCGUUAGCUGAAAUACGUGUUGAUUGGCCUUCCUCAAGAAGCGGUGCGGUCGAGACAGCGGUCGGAAUCGAGGUGGGACCAUGGCAAACUGCAGAGUUUAUAUACUUGAUUGAUAUGGGGUCAGAAGAGCAAGUCGCAUCUCCGGUCUACGCUGUUUAUUUCCCAGCAGACAUUGCUAAAUCUCCUAGGAAUCUGUUUGUAACAUUGCAAGAUGCUGUGAAGUUUGCAAAUUCACCAGAAGGGAAGUCGAAUGGAGCUCGUUUUAACCGUUUUGGAACUCCGAAGGAAGCCAUGGAUUUCUUUGCUGCAAACGAAUGUCGAGGUUUCCAAGAGUCGUCAACACCUACGGUGCCAUCGGAACCUGUCAUUCCGCAUCCCUCAGUCAGUCGCAUACAAAUGAACGACUUCAAAAGAGCUAUCGAGAAAGGGACCAUCGAAGCUGUGAGUGAUCUCAUCCAUGCCAAUCCACGGUUUCUUGUCAACACUAGCGGGGACACAGCUGCAAUUGUUAUGGAAGGUUUUCGUUUUAAUGCGCUCCAUAUUGCUGCUCGACAUGGAAAGACGGACGUAGUGGAGAAAGUUCUCCAACUUGUAAGCAACACAUCGUUUCUGGCUGAUCUGUAUGGAACUUCCGAGGAAGACACUCGAUUUCGUGUCGAGAACAUUCUAGUUUCUUACGUGAACACUCCUGACAAGGGGAACUGUGAAACUCCACUUCAUUUGGCUGCAAAGUUUGGGCACGUGGAUGUCGUCAAAGCUUUGGUGAAUCAACCAUUAACUGAUAGGCGUGCUCUAAAUAAAGAAGGCCAAACCGCUUUGGAUAUAGCAUGCGCACGCUAUACCGGAAACGACAAACGUGAGCGAAAAGCGGAGAUGGAGCUACUGCUUGGAGGUUACUUUGUCGCUCUCUACCGUUCGGUAGACAACAGCAUACUUCCUAAAAUUGCCUCUUACGAAUGUUUUCCUAAGACCAGCAUAUCAAACGACGAUAAGGAUAUCUCUUCCCCUUUAUUGCCGGAUUUUAAACUAGCUGCUUACGCAGGGCCAUUUGGAAGCGACAAAAAAGCAGCAGAGUUCCACAAUGCUUGGACGGGGUCUGAGAAGAAUGUGAGGCUGACGGAUGUUGAUAAGGGUUACGAGCGUGUUGGUCGUGAGUUGAGCACUAAGCACAAAGUGAAUUGGGCAGAAUCAUGGUGUUUCAUGGACCGGUUGGUUGAUAUACGAACCGAAGAGGGAUUAUCGCUUCUGAACGACUACCUUGGGUCUGUACGAAGAAGAGAAUCAGUGUCUCCUAAGCGAGUAGAUCAACUGCGAAGAAAGUUGAAAUUUGAUGAGGAAGACGAAUUGCCAGAGAUUCUCACUCCAAGUGAAGAUGAAGAAAAUAAGGCCGAAGAGGACCAGGAGGAGGAGUUCGAAGAUGCAAUGGAAUCGAUCGAUGAGAUCAUUCUGAACGAUUCACUUGCCAGCCUUCCAGACCGGUUGGGUGCUUUGUCUCUGAGCUCACCUCAUAUUGCUAUCCAUAGCGACGAAGGAAGGACCCCUCCAAAAGACUUGGCUGAUUUUUUCACGCCGCCAGCUACGCCUCCACCGGUGUUUUUGCUAGAAAAUCCCUCAAAAGUGGAUAAUGACGUGAUGACUGCCUUAGCAGGAGUUUCUCAAAAACAGAUUGACUCCUUCCCACAUGUUCGAUUAUUUACGGAGAAACUGCGCCGUCUUUCUAACAAAGUGCGAGCGGAAUGGCCUGCUUUGGACUCGCCUCGCCGUGCACAACUCCCAAGCCGGUUGUACAAGUGA